Periconia digitata is the source of this 977-nucleotide messenger RNA. The record is from the annotation of a GenBank genome assembly. Lineage: Eukaryota; Fungi; Ascomycota; Dothideomycetes; Pleosporales; Periconiaceae.
CAAUCGCUCUCAGCUCUACCUCCGCAACCUCCACCCCAAGCCGCAAUGCCUCUCACAAUGAUCUCAUCAUGUCCGUCUCAAUUAAGGCGAGACGUCAAUUGUUUUCUACGUUAAGUAAACUGCAGCAUGAAAACCCGUUGGGUCUACCGCGCUCCGGCGCACCUCCUCAAAUCCCGCGCAUGCAGCGAGGACUGCCCCAGAAAAGGAACAUCAAAGAUGUAAAGAAGAUAAUCGCUGUCUCAUCUGCAAAAGGUGGAGUAGGCAAGAGCACCAUCUCUGUGAACCUGGCUCUCAGCUUCGCGCGACAGGGCUAUAAAGCGGGAAUCCUUGACACCGACAUUUUCGGACCAUCCAUACCGACCUUGAUGAAUCUUUCUGGCGAACCCAGGCUCUCCGCUAAUAAUCAGUUAAUACCGCUCUCCAACUAUGGCCUCAAAAGCAUGUCCAUGGGCUACCUCAUUCCCGAGUCUUCACCCGUAGCGUGGCGCGGCUUGAUGGUCAUGAAAGCCCUCCAGCAACUACUCCACGAAGUCGAAUGGGGCGGUCUGGACAUCCUAGUUCUAGAUCUGCCCCCCGGUACAGGCGAUGUCCAGCUCACUAUCACUCAGCAGCUGAGCUUAGAUGGUGCCGUGAUCGUCUCCACUCCACAAGACCUGUCUCUCAAAGACGCAGUCAAAGGCGUCGAGCUCUUCAGGAAAGUAGACACAAAGCUGCUCGGCCUCGUGUGCAACAUGAGUGGGUUUAAAUGUACGGGCUGCGGAGAAAUGCAUAACAUCUUUGGGGACAUGGGAAAGAUCCGCGAGACGUGCCAGAAGUACGAUCUGGGACUCUUAGGGGAGAUUCCGCUACACGCUAGUAUCUGUGAAGACGCAGACCGCGGAAUGCCUACGGUGGUAGCGGAACCCGAUGGCGAGAGGGCGAGGCUUUUUGGAAGCAUCGCAAAGGAAGUGGGGGCAUUAAUAGGUUUGGAGAAGUGA